AUGAUGUCCAUCAUAACAGAAGCCACUGAGCAAGCAUCUGCAAAUGUGGAAGAAGUCAGCAUGAUAUCUUUUCUUGACAUCUUCAUCAUCAGUACGUUGCUGGGACUUGCAGUGUAUUAUCUCUUCUGGCGGAAAGAAGAAGAAAAGAUCACCAUCAAAAGGCUGGAUGUCUCACAUAUUUCCAGAGCUACAGAUUCCAGUCUCAUUGGAAAAAUGAAAUCUUCGGGAAAAAACGUUGUCGUGUUUUAUGGUUCCCAAACCGGCACUGCUGAAGAAUUUGCUUGUCGUCUCUCCAAAGACUGUCAGCGUUAUGGGAUGAAAGGAAUAGCAAUGGAUCCAGAAGAAUGUAAUAUGGAGGAUUUAUCCAACUUUUCCGAGAUAGAGAACUCUCUAGCCAUAUUCUGUAUGGCUACAUAUGGAGAAGGGGAUCCGACCGACAAUGCUCAGGAAUUUUACAACAUUCUACAAACUGGAGAGAUUGACCUAACUGGCCUAAAAUAUGCUGUGUUUGGCCUUGGCAAUAAAACUUAUGAGCAUUACCAGUCAAUGGGAAUUUAUGUAGACAAACGUCUUGAAGAACUGGGAGGAACUAGAAUUUUUGAAUUAGGAAUGGGAGAUGAUGAUGCUAACAUUGAAGAAGAUUUCUUAAGUUGGAGAGAGAAAUUUUGGCCAGCAGUAUGUGAACAUUUUAAUAUUCAGGCAGUUGGGGAUGAUAUUAGUAUACGUCAAUACACGCUAACUGUCCAUGAUGAUCUUGCUGCUGACCAAUAUUUCCAUGGAGAAAUGAGUCGACUUGGUUCCUAUAAGCUGCAGAAACCACCUUAUGAUGCUAAAAACCCAUUCUUGGCACCUGUUGUUGUCCACAAAGAAUUGCACAAAAACAACAGUGAUCGUUCUUGUAUGCAUAUUGAAUUUGACAUUAGCGAUUCCAAAAUCCGGUAUGAUGCUGGUGAUCAUGUUGCAGUCUUCCCAAGCAAUAAUCCUGACUUUGUUGAACGAAUUGGAAAACUUUUAGAAAUCGAUCUUGAUACUGUGUUCACCUUGAAUAAUGUUGAUGUUGAAGCCAAUAAAAAGCAUCCUUUCCCGUGCCCUACAACAUAUCGUGUGGCUUUGACUCAUUAUGUUGACAUUAUGAACCCCCUGAAAAGUCACGUCCUGAAAGAACUCUCAGAUUAUGCCAAAGAACCAAAAGAUAAAGAAUUUAUGGAAAAGAUUUCAUCCACUUCUGCUGAAGGAAAGCAAUUAUACAAUGAGUGGAUAGUAAAAGAUCAUAGGAACAUUGUCGCUAUCUUAGAGGACAUUCACUCUCUGAAGCCGGCUCCGGAUCAUUUGUGUGAAUUGCUGCCCAGACUCCAGGCUCGUUACUAUUCUAUCUCCUCAUCAGCAAAGGUGCACCCCACCAAAAUCCAUAUCACUGCAGUUCUUGUUGAUUAUGUCACACCUACAGGUCGACCAACAAAAGGCGUGGCCACAGGUUUUCUUUCACUUCAGAAACCAUCCAAUGAUAAUGCAAGAGUCCCCAUAUAUGUCCGUAAAUCCCAAUUCCGUCUCCCAUUUAAACCCUCCACACCAGUCAUCAUGGUGGGUCCCGGGACUGGUAUAGCACCUUUCCGUGGAUUUAUUCAAGAACGAGAUUACCUCAAAAAGCAAGAAAAGGUUGUUGGUGACACAAUUCUCUAUUUUGGCUGUCGACAUAAGGAACAGGAUUUUCUCUACCAUGAGGAACUGGAUGAAUAUUGCAAUAACAAAACGCUGACUAAACUGCAUGUAGCUUUCUCUCGUGACACGGACAAAAAAGUCUACGUCCAGCAUCUAUUGAAAGAAAAUAAAGACGAAGUGUGGCAAGUGAUUGAAUCUGGUGGUCACUUUUAUAUUUGUGGUGAUGCCACACGAAUGGCUCGUGAUGUAAAUGAAACGCUGCUGUCAAUAAUAAUGGAAUGUGGUAAAUUUACUGAUAAAAGUUAUGCAGCUGAUUAUAUAAAGAAAAUGCAGGCCCGAGGACGCUACUCUUGGGAUGUUAAACACUUCUAUAUUCCCUUCUUUCUUUCUUUCUUUCUUUCUUUCUUUCUUUCUUUCUUUCUUUCUUUCUUUCUGUCUUUCAUUUUCUUAGUGAAACCAAGAGAUGUUAAACACUUCUUUCUUUCUUUCUUUCUUUCUUUCUUUCUUUCUUUCUUUCUUUCUUUCUUUCUUUCUUUCUUUCUUUGCCAAAUCCUCUUUAUCUCAGCAUACUCACUAUCUAUCUAUCUAUCUAUCUAUAUAUAUAUAUUUAUAUCAGUCUACUCAUUAUCUAUCUAUCUAUCUAUCUAUCUAUCUCACUCUACUCAUUAUCUAUCAGUUUAUCUAUCUCAGCUCUACUAUCUAUCUAUCUAUCUAUCUAUCUAUCUAUCUAUCUAUCUAUUGGCUGGAGUAAGCAGCAGCAGCAGCCUCCUCCUUCUCCUCCUCCUCCUCCUCUUCUUCUUCUUCUUCUUUUUCUUCUUCUUCUUCUUCUUCUCUGCUCUUUCGUUUAUCAUUUCUAUUUUGCGUUUUUCUUCUUUUUCGAAUCCCUCCUACUCCUCUUCAAAAUCUUUCUUCAGUCUCUUCAUCGAUGCUUUUUCUUCUAAUGCUCUUUCCCCUUCUUCCUUUUUUCUAAUUCGUUUUCUUCUUCUUCGUCUUCUUCUUCUAAUACAUUUUCUUCUUCUUAUACGUUUGUUUUUUCUUCUUCCUCUAAUACGUUUUCUUUUUUCUUCUUCUUCUUCUUCUAAUACGUUUUCUUUUUCUUCCUCUUUAAUUUGUUUCUUUCUUUCUGUCUUUCUUUCUUAUUUCUUCGUUGCCCCCUCCUUAUUUGCUUUCUUAAUUUUCAUUUUCCUUUACAUAUCUUUCCUUCUUUGCUUUCACUCACUUUAUAAAACUCAGCCUUUAUGCUUUCCUAUCACUUUCUUCCUUUCUCCUUACAACAUCGACUCAAAUAGAUUAGGAAGUUGUUCUCGAAAAUAUUAG
Messenger RNA from Acanthosepion pharaonis, 2976 nucleotides. Lineage: Eukaryota; Metazoa; Mollusca; Cephalopoda; Sepiida; Sepiidae. The record is from the annotation of a GenBank genome assembly.